Aegilops tauschii subsp. strangulata is the source of this 330-nucleotide messenger RNA. The record is from RefSeq and is a predicted model, not a curated record. NCBI's taxonomy places the organism in Eukaryota, Viridiplantae, Streptophyta, Magnoliopsida, Poales, Poaceae.
AUGCGCCCGCGCCUCGCCGGCGACCUCCAGUCCCCGCCGCCCCUGAACCCCGCCGCCGGCCGUCUCCCCGGCCAGAUCCGGCCUGGCCGCGGCCGGAUCCCCGCCGUCCCCUCCGUCUCCGGCCUCCCCGCCGGUCCCCAGGCUCGGCCCCGCCUCGUCUCGCGUUCGCCGGAGCGGCGCCGGGAUCCGCCGCCGUCGUCCCGCUCGCCGUUGACCUCCAGUUGCUGCCACGUGGGCCCCGCGGCCCAGCCCAGCGUCGGGCGCUGCCCCGGCCUGCCUCCUCAACCCCCUGAUGGCCCAGCCCAGCACCGACAGGCCCAAGCGCCCUAG